Molecule: messenger RNA, 6413 nt
Organism: Hemibagrus wyckioides
Lineage: Eukaryota; Metazoa; Chordata; Actinopteri; Siluriformes; Bagridae
Gene: kita
Product: KIT proto-oncogene, receptor tyrosine kinase a
Exons: 21
Coding region: 175-3123 (982 amino acids)
Biological process (GO): multicellular organism development; Fc receptor signaling pathway; positive regulation of receptor signaling pathway via JAK-STAT
Cellular component (GO): signaling receptor complex
Molecular function (GO): transmembrane receptor protein tyrosine kinase activity; cytokine binding; ATP binding
Source: RefSeq, a predicted model, not a curated record
GAGCGCAACACGCCUCGCUCCAGAGCCGACACUAUAGUGGCAUUAGUGAGUGCCCAGGAUAACGAGCGGACAUAUAUAUACACACACGCACGUGCACACACGUACACACCCACACACACACAUACACAAACGCAUAUAUACAAACACCAUCCAGAGAGAAAUCUAGAUGGAAUUAUGAGAAUGGAAUACUACUGGUUUCUGUUUCUUGUCGAGUUGCAUUUUCUCUUCCGACCAGGCAGUACCAGGCCCGUAAUUACACCAGACGGAUCCCAGCUCGCGGUGCAGCUGGAUGGCCAAUUCGUCCUUCGUUGCCAUGGUGACGCACCAGUGCGUUGGAUACGGGAGGAUCGUCCAACCCGAGCAAUAAAGGAGGAGAAGAGGGAACACCACCUGUCAACCAUCAGUGUGACCAAAGCGACUGCACUGAACCGGGGCAAAUACGUUUGUGUGGAGUCCACAGGAAAGAAUAGCUCCAUUUAUGUGUAUGUCACAGCCUUCCUCUUAGCAGAUCCUGACAACGUCUUCAGGAGGUCCAUCAUCUACGACAUCAUGGCCGGGGCAGGAGACACUGCCUCAAUCCCCUGCCUACCCACCGACCCCAGAAUGGUCGACCUGCAUCUUGAGACAUGUGACGGACAACCACUGCCAUUCGGGAUGAGGUACAGCGCUAGCAUUGAGACAGGCAUUUCCUUGAUGGACAUCCAGCCCAACUACAAGGGAUGCUAUAUCUGCGUGGGAAUUCUGGGAGAGACGAUGGCCAGAUCUACGGAAUAUAAGCUUAAUGUGCGACUGGUUCCAGAUACACCGCCCCGUAUUUCACUUCAAGAGCAUAACAGAGUGUUCCGUACCGAGGGCCAAAGGCUCACACUCACCUGCUCCACUUCUAACGUCAACAGUGACAUAAAGGUUAACUGGGUCCCGCCUGUUCAAGUGGAAGCAUCCGUGAAGCAAAACUCACAGCUUUUGACCGAGCCAGUCAUGCACAAACGCACAGCCAUCCUCCAGGUCGAAGCUGUGACGACCAAGGAUUCGGGAAGCUACCGCUGUGAGGCAGAGAACUCCAAAGGGAUUAGUAAUGAGGCAGUCUGGGUGGAUGUCUUCAGCAAAGGGUUUAUUAACCUGACUCAUGUAGACAACGGGACCUGGAGAGUGCGUGAAGGAGAGAGUCUGUCUCUGCGUGUGGAUAUGGAAGCCUACCCUAAACCACACGUCUUCUCCUGGAGCUACGAUCGCAAAAAUCUCACUAACACAACUGACCAUGUUAUCACCACGCACUCGCAAGCGCACAGUUAUCACAGUCAGUUAAAGCUGGUGCGUUUAAAAGUAUCAGAGAGCGGUGUCUACACUUUCCUGGCCUCCAAUGGUGACGCUAGUGUCCACCUGACAUUUGAAGUCCAUGUCCUAAGUAAACCAGCCAUUGUAUCUCAUGAAGGUCCAGUUGAUGGGCAGGUGCGCUGUGUGGCUGAAGGUUAUCCCCCACCUCGGAUCACAUGGUACUACUGCGACCAACCCCAUGCCAGGUGUUCUAAUUUGUUAAAUGCGACACAAGAGGAGGAGGACGUCGUCACUGUGACUAUGACUAACCCACCCUUUGGGAAGGGAGCGGUGGAGAGCCGCUUAAACAUCACCAAGAACAAUUACCCCACCCUGGAGUGUGUGGCUUCAGCCGAAGGCGAGAUUGUCUACACGUUGUUUUCCAUCAGCGAACGUUCUGUUCCUCAUGAGCUUUUCACUCCAUUGCUGAUUGGCUUCAUUGCUGCAGCAGCCAUCCUUUGCCUCAUCCUGUUUGUUCUCGCUUACAAGUAUAUGCAGAAACCUAAAUAUCAAAUCCAGUGGAAAGUCAUUGAGGGAAUCCACGGCAACAACUACGUCUAUAUAGACCCGACCCAGCUUCCGUACGACCACCAGUGGGAGUUUCCACGGGACAGGCUGCGAUUCGGCAAAACUCUCGGCUCAGGAGCAUUUGGGAAGGUAGUGGAAGCCACAGCAUAUGGAAUGUCCAAGGCUGAUACAGUGAUGACUGUAGCAGUCAAAAUGCUCAAACCGAGCGCUCAUGCCACUGAGAAAGAGGCUCUGAUGUCAGAACUGAAGGUGCUCAGUUACCUUGGCAACCACAUAAACAUCGUCAACUUAUUGGGCGCUUGCACUGUCGGAGGUCCGACUCUGGUGAUAACUGAGUACUGCUGUUUCGGCGACCUGCUGAACUUCCUGCGCCGAAAGCGUGAUUGCUUCUGCUGCUCCAGACCGGGAGAUGACUCUUACUAUAGAAAUGUCUUGUUACAUCCAGAUUCAGGUGAAGGUAGAAACGGCUAUAUGACCAUGAGGCCUUUGGCUUUGGGAGUUCAGUCCACUGAGAAGCGUUCACUACCUAAAAGUGCUGGCUCUUACACUGACUGUGACGUGUUCACUGAGAUUCUGCAAGAGGACAGUUUGGCUUUGGACACUGAAGACCUGCUCAGCUUCUCUUACCAAGUGGCAAAGGGCAUGGACUUCCUGGCAUCCAAAAAUUGUAUUCACAGAGACCUGGCAGCCAGAAACAUCCUCCUCACACAAGGUAGAGUGGCCAAGAUCUGCGACUUUGGACUUGCCCGUGACAUCACUACCGAUUCCAACUACGUGGUUAAGGGAAAUGCUCGUCUACCGGUGAAGUGGAUGUCUCCUGAGAGUAUCUUUGAGUGUGUGUACACGUUCGAAAGCGAUGUCUGGUCUUAUGGCAUCUUGCUGUGGGAGAUCUUCUCCCUUGGGAGCAGUCCUUACCCAGGUGUGCCUGUAGACUCCAAAUUCUACAAGAUGAUCAAGGAAGGAUACCGAAUGGAUUCACCUGAGUUUGCUCCAAGUGAAAUGUAUGAAAUCAUGCAGUCGUGUUGGGAUGCAGACCCGUCCAGGAGACCCUCAUUUGGCAAGAUAGUGGAGAAGGUUGAACAACAAAUCUCAGACAGCACCAAACACAUCUAUCUGAACUUCAGCUCCAGGUUGCCUGUAGUCACAAGUCUCCGCGAGGAACCCUUUUCUCAAUCCUCACGCCGUAAUUCAGGAAGCGGUCACAGCACUCCCACUCUGCCUCUCCUGUCCAGCGAUGAUGUUUUUUUGGAGGAAGCAGCUCCCAGGCAGCCGCGGGCAUAGAAAUAAAUUAAUGAAUUUUCUAAAAAAUGCUCUACAAAGACUAUAAGCCUUUCAGACAAGCCCAGGCUGAGUGAAACCCUGGAACAGUCAUUAUGGCAAAAAAAGACGGCACAUCAUCUUCCCAUUCUCUUCCCCUUACUGAUAUCACAGGGGAUGAUGCACAGAGUACUCUCACUCUUUCCCCAUUGCUUCAGGGUCACGUGACAUGGGAUGUUGAAUAUGGGAGUUUGAGGGAGAGUUUUAUUUUAUCAUGUUUGCUGAUAUUCCAGUAACACCUUACCUUCAUUGAUGCACAACAGGCCUAACCUGGUCCUUUUGUGGUACGAUUUUUAACUCUGCGUAGGUACUGGGGAACAAUAUUGACCAGGCUUUAUUUUCGUGAUUAUAGCAUAUACACAUUAAAAAAUUUUCAUAUGUAUUUUCAUGACCACGUGGCGAAGAGGAGCGCAAAUGUGUAACAAAAAAAGUUGUGUCGUUUUUUGUUUUUUGGGGUUUUGUUUAAGGCCAACAGUCCAAAAUUCACACUCAUUGAUGGGAUAAAUAUAUAUAUAUAUUUAAACCAGGAUAACAUGUGUUGAUGUCAGGGGCAAAUAGUAAAGACAGGGUUGUGAGAACAAUGAACAUAUAUUUUUACACCAGAAUAGAUUCCCACUGGAGCUGGUUUUGACUUCCAGUUUUGUCCCAUUUAACCCAUGUUCAUUUAUGAUCAUGAAAACAGAAACAGUGCAUAAGCGUGAAGGAAUUGUCUUGCACCCAACCAAUUAUACCUAGCUUUAACCAGACAUUUGCGCUGAAAAAAAAAAUAGAGCCUUUGGUCAAUACAAACGGUCAUAAAAGCACUUUGAAUUAUGAAAUAAGAAUCAAUCACUAUCUUGGAUGUAGAUUCUCUUUGUUUUCUUAGCAGUUUAGACAUGUAUGCCCUGGAGAGUCUUUCUUGGUGUUGUGUGAUGGGUUUAGACAGCGUCAGGAGGGUUUAGUACAGAUACACUGCCUCAGUAUUAUUCAGUUUUCAGACAGAGUUCAGCAUACACACCGUACUUUGCUUAUAUUUAAAUGACAGCUUGAUAACUAGGUGAAGUGCAUGUUAUUUUCUUCUGGUCUCCACAUUUCUGGUAGCUGAAAUGAGUACAGGAUCACGACAGCUGCAUUCAGACUCCUUUAUGUUUCUUAUUUAGUAGAUUUUGUUUCUGCUUUUCCUGUUGUUACAGUUUAAAGACGUCUCAUAAGACUGUUAAUUUCGUAUUUUUCAGGGAUCGAUUUACGUAGCAUCUCAAAGUGCAAACGAUGAGCUUUCUGGGCUGAAUCAUAUUUCAGCUUCGAAGAUCAGUAUUAAGGUUGGUUAUGUGUAUGCUUGUUAUGUGAAGGAUUUUGUCUAGUACUGUGUGAAAACCAUCAGGCUUCCCAAAAUGCAGGAUAGUAGGUGAACCGGCAAAGCUGGUUUAAAAAUAAAAGACUUGAUUUCAAGAGAACAAUUCACCUUCUGCUGUCGUCUUUACACGGACACGGUUGAAUAGUACCAAAUUUAUUGAAAGAGCAAGUGCUUUUAAUCGGUGAAUCUUUCACAUCUCACAUGUACAUUCGUCCGAGGUUUAGGUGCUACUGCCUAGACUUAGGAUCAGUUGAAGAGCUCAGUAGCAUUUGAAACGUUGCAUACUUUGUGAGGAACAGAGGAACGUCUCAAGAGACUCCUGGGGAAGCGUUUCAUAAUGUUGACAUGGAGUACAAGUAACAGGUUUUUUGUAGAUAUGUACAUUUUUAUUGAAGCUUGUUCAUAUAAAGAUAUUUACUGUAUAUUAUCCUUUCUGUUUCACGUGUUUAGUUUUUGUUUCGUUUUGCUUUCUUUUUGUCAUUAUAUACAGUAUAUGGAAAAUAUGUGUUUCAGAGAAUAUUCACUCAAGCUUAGGACGUUAGAGUUAUGGCUAAGGAGAGAUGCAUCAGAAACGUCAUUCUUUUACGUCAUUCGUAAACACCAACACUCUCUGUAAAAAAAAAGAAAAAAGAAAAAAACACUGACUAUCGUGCCUCACAGGAAACACUUAGAUUUGGUAUUCUGCUCUUUUGCUGUUGAGGAAAGAGCCAAUAGAAAGCUACUGCUCUUCUGGGUGCCAAUGGGUGCAUGCUCUCCAUAGGAACAGCCAAUGGGCGAAAUCUCAGUCGAUCCGCCAGCGUUGGGAUAGCUGCUCUGAGGGAGAGCCAAUGAGAGCGUUCUUAUUCCUGCCAAUUGGGGAAAAAAGAGCAGCCGUGCAUUAGAGACAGAGACAGAGAGUUCAUCGGAAUCCUAAGACUAUGAGUGAUUCAGAUCAUGCCAGGUAGACCAAGUCGAAACAUCUGUAGUCAGGCACCCGUCAGUAGCUGAUUUCCCAGCUCUCUUUCUCUUCUUUGUGUCCAGCUGCUUCCUCCAGCGGAAGUGUCACUUCCAGGGCACUUGAGUUGGGGAGAUCCCAGCCGCUCUCUAUCCCACCUCCACCGCUUCCCUCUCACCCUCUUCCCACACUGCGACAUUGUUCUGAGGGGCAUCUGUCUGCACUUUGUAUGAGUGUGUGUGUGUGUGUGCGUGUGUUCCUUGUAGCAUAAUGCAGGUCAUUUUGCUGGUAAGACACCAGAGAAUUGAUGAGCUAUCAUUUAUACAGCUUGUCACAUGUAAUACACUGUAAACCAUAAACUGGCUCCCGGCUGCCGUGUUUGUGGACAUGAUACCACUCCUGUGCUUUUGCUUGCUCUAUAGUACUAUGUGUAAAUUAUGUGAUGUCACUAUUUUUAGGGCAAUGUGGUACGAUCGUGCUAAUGCUGUAAACAUUUAAGUGCAAAUCUUUUUUUUGUGUGUGUGUGUGUGUGUGGUUUUCAUACUAUUUAAUAUUUCCUUUACAUAUCCAUUGCAUACAUGUUACUCUACUAGUUCCACCCAUUGACUGUGUGUAUGCAUUAAGGUCCUUCAAUAACAGGUGGCUUAGUUGCCUGUAGCAAAUGUGCAGCUUCAUUCACAUUUGGUACACCUUAUAUACAGUAUAUCAAACAUCUAAUCACGUGUAAACCGAUGUACCACGUCAUGAUAUGGUAAUAACUAUAUGAUAAUGCAUGGAUGAUGUAAGUAGGUCUGAUUUUGGACAGGUUUUAUGUUUUUGUUUUGUUUUUUUUUUUGUCCCUUGAAGAGAAGGUUUGUUCUGUGCAUUUCGUCGUUGUAUAUUUAUUUUAAAGUUUUUAUUUUGCAAAUGUUUUAUUGUGUAAGACCUGUCAUGUCUUGUUAUUAUACACUGUAAAUAAACCAUUGAAACAUAAAUGAUUUAGCUUGG